GAGGCAGAGGGACUGUAGCAGUGCUGUGUGUUGAGCAAUGUUUUCCCUGUUGCCUCACUGACCAUCUCUGUUCUUGUGUGCCCAGCGUCAACAGCAGCCUGUCCAGUGAUGAGCUUCUCCUGGAAGACUUGGAGACAGAAGGAGAGCGGCAGCUGAAGAGCCUCCUUCACCACCAGCUCGAUACCACUGUCUCCAUUGAGCAAUGCAAGUCAAAGCGCAAAUGCUUCGCCCCUGCAGCUUUUUACAAGCCUUUUGGGGAAGAGGCUGCAGGGGCCUUGACCCUGUCUCAGUUCCAAGCCCUGCAGGAGAACAACAAAGAAACUGCCUCUCUCCGGGAGCUGGGGCUCUCCGACUCGGAGAUCCUGCUCUGGAAGAAUCGGGCUUCAACAGCAAAGGGCUCUGGGCUGGGAGCAGCCCCGGAGGCCACGCAGGACCGACUCCAUGCCAUCCAGGAGAAGAAGCAUUCCUUCCUCCGGGCGCUCUACCACGAAGAUGACACUCAGAAGAGGAUAACAGAUGUAAAGGACCCCAUGGGUCAUCUGGAGAGUGUUUACCAAGAGCUGCUCUGCAAGAAGCGUCCUGAAGAAGUCCAGCCUACCAAGAGUGACCCAUGCCUGUGCCCUUCCCCGGCCCUGCAGGGACCUGUGGCUGAGGAGUCAUCACUUCCAGAUCAGGAAGAGCAGGCAGAACAGGAAAGAAGUCCCAGCCUGCCUGCAACAAGUCCCCACCAGCCCCCUCCAAGUCUUGUGGUUAUCAAAGACCCUGUAGAGUUUGUCCCAGAAGAGGAAAUCUGCAAGAACCGUCUCUCAGAGGAAGAACUCCGGAGUAUCCCCCGCUUCUCAUCCUACCACCCUGGGGACCCCAGCAAGGUGCUGUACUUGAAGAAUCUGGGCCCUCGAGUGACAAUGAAGGACCUGGUGUCCUUGUUUGCUCGGUUCCAGAAGGAGGACAGCCCACCGAUCCAGUUCCGCCUCCUGAGCGGCCGGAUGAGGGGUCAGGCUUUCAUCACCUUCCCUGAUGUUCAGUCGGCGCAGGACGCCAUGCACUUGGUGAACGGGUACAAGCUGCAGGGGAAGCCACUGGUCAUUGAAUUUGGGAAAAGCAAAGAGCAUUCACCAGAGGCUGACCCUGCCAUUCCCUGCUCCUCUGCUGGAGAGAACCCUUCUGCCAAGUAA
This is a messenger RNA of Nestor notabilis (Kea), 1175 nucleotides long. It is a transcript of the gene RBM41, whose product is annotated as RNA binding motif protein 41. Gene Ontology annotation, molecular function: pre-mRNA intronic binding; U12 snRNA binding. Lineage: Eukaryota; Metazoa; Chordata; Aves; Psittaciformes; Psittacidae. Gene Ontology annotation, biological process: mRNA splicing, via spliceosome. The annotation marks the transcript as partial. Gene Ontology annotation, cellular component: U12-type spliceosomal complex. The record is from RefSeq and is a predicted model, not a curated record. The transcript has 7 exons.